ACCACUGCGUAUGCUGCGUUGGCUGAUGCCGCUUGGGAUUUGGGUACCAGAUGUUGCUAUAGGGGGCAAGCAGAUGGCGACGCUCGGGUUCCGUCGCCUUCUCCUCCUCCUCCUGCUCCUCCUGCGGGGCGGCGGGGCGGCGAAGGAGGGAGAGAGAAGGACCAACAUCUUCCGGUCCGCGGCCACCGCGGUGGAGGAGCUGCUGCCGGGCGGAGCGGGAGAGACGCUCCUGUCUUACUGGAAAGUUGUGAUGAAUGGCACCUCGGCAAUCGCCAGCCUGCUCACCGAAUUGUGUUCCGACUUGCUGGACACCUUGGGGAUUAAGGAUGGAGAGCUGGGGACAGACCGCGAGGCUCUGGGGAGAGCCCUGAGCUGGGCCCUGGCCGCCCUGCUGAUCUACCUGGCCCUGUCGGCCGCCCUGCACCUGCUGACCUACCUGGCCGGCCGGCUCCUCUGGCUGGCCAAGCUGGGACUCUUCUUCACGGCCGCCGCCUAUGUCGUGGCCACCUGCGAGGACGAGAAGCGGAGGAACGCCCUGCUCCUGGGCCUGGGGGCCCUCUACCUCCUGCUGGGCAGACUGGGGCUCCCGUUCCUGGGAGGCUGGGCCAAGGCCGACCGGCGCCAACACCACCUGGAGAACAAGAUCAGCUCCCUGGAGCAGCAGCUGGCCGAAGUGGAGCGCAGGGUCCACCACAGGAACCUCUAUGACUACGACUAGGCGGAGACGGAGAAACGUGAAGAGCUGACAGAACGCACUUG
Messenger RNA from Carcharodon carcharias (great white shark), 759 nucleotides. It is a transcript of the gene tmem109, whose product is annotated as transmembrane protein 109. NCBI's taxonomy places the organism in Eukaryota, Metazoa, Chordata, Chondrichthyes, Lamniformes, Lamnidae. Bases 11 to 718 code for a protein of 235 amino acids. The record is from RefSeq and is a predicted model, not a curated record. Gene Ontology annotation, biological process: cellular response to gamma radiation; intrinsic apoptotic signaling pathway in response to DNA damage by p53 class mediator. The transcript has 3 exons.